Eupeodes corollae is the source of this 1559-nucleotide messenger RNA. RefSeq names its product GTP-binding protein Di-Ras2. The record is from RefSeq and is a predicted model, not a curated record. The coding region runs from base 644 to 1435 and encodes 263 amino acids. The transcript is spliced from 7 exons. Gene Ontology annotation, molecular function: GTP binding; GTPase activity. NCBI's taxonomy places the organism in Eukaryota, Metazoa, Arthropoda, Insecta, Diptera, Syrphidae.
UGUGCCCUGCUUCAUGUCCAGUCUGUAACUUUAAUACGUCCUGUUCGGAAGCAAUCCGUUUAAGGUUGUAAUCGAAUCGUUCUUAAAGAAGUCGUGUUGAUGAAAAAAUGUGUUGUAAUUUUUCAUCUCUGCGGUUGAAUUUUCCUUGAGCCAUUAAACUACCUACCAUAAAUUAAACGCGUGUUACUGUGGCAAGGGCUAUAAAUGAUUAUAUUGUUUUUGUGAAACGUAUACGUUUGGCUUUGUGUAUUUUAUGUUUUUGAAUUUUAUUGUAGCUAAGAAAUUGGAGUGCAAAACCAUUUGUUGAGGUUUUCUUUUUGCUAAAUAAAAGAAAAGAAAAUCUUGUGUAAUUUGGUAUUUAAUAAGUUGGAAGUUUCGUAAUUUAAUAGAAAGUUAAAACUUAAAUGAGUACGACUUGCUGAUGCACCAAUUGGAUUACUUGACUUUAUAGGUAUCUAAUGUAAAGUGAUGUAUUAAACUUGAGAUGUUAUAAAAUCUUCAACGUGAUAUCAGAAAACAAACAUGAACUAAAACAAAAGAAAACUAUUGGAGCAUUCCGAAAAACUCUUCUAUUACGACCAUAAAAAUGAUCUUACUAUCAACAAACAAAAACAUUUAAGAACACAAACGAUAUUAUUCUAUAAUGUCAGAUUUGGAACGAAUAAGACUGGUUAUACUUGGCGGUGCUGGGGUAGGAAAGAGUAGCAUACUCAAACGUUUCCUAUUUAAAACGUAUACGGACAAAUAUCGAUCAACUGUAGAAGAUUUAUAUAAUAGAGAAUAUGAAGUAGGAGGCGUAACAUUGAAGGUGGACAUUUUGGACACUUCUGGAGAUAUGCAGUUUCCAGCUAUGCGGCGUUUAUCUAUAGCAACAGCAAAUGCGUUCUUGCUCGUUUAUGCGACUACAUCCACCCCAAGUUUUCUAUGCGUAAAACAAUGUUUUGAAGAGAUCCGCGAACAGAGAGCCGAUUUCCAAGACAUACCUAUUGUUAUAGCUGGUAAUAAAUCAGAUCUAUCAUUAUCUCAUCGAGAAGUGAGACUGGACGAAGUUACCGAUUGGGUGAAUUGUGAGCUUCCAAAAAUUAGAACAAAGGUGUUAGAGUGUUCAGCGAAAGAUGACUAUAACACAACAGAACUAUUCAAAAGCUUACUCUCCCUCUCGAGGUACCUGCCACUUGGUAAAAAUGAGGGUACAUCUGGUUUAAAGCGAAGAUCAUCAGCUUAUGUUAGUGCGUCCUCAAGUAGAAAUAAAAACCGUAACGCAAGCCCAUCCAUAACUAACGAUAAAAAAAGUAACCAGUCAUCAAUUGUUGAAUCUGAUGCCAGUGGAGAAUCAGCCUUCAAACCAAGGUCACGAUCACUUAUUCGAAGAGCGUCCAGAAAAACAAAGCAACAAAUAAACAAUGCUGCUGGGGAUGACUGCAAUGUUCAAUAACUUUUACAUACGUUAUAAAAUUAAACCAAAACAUAUUGUUAUUAUUAAUAGUUAUACUCUUCUGAACUAAUAAGUUAAACAAACAAAAUAAGAUUACAUAAUAAAUAAGAACCUUGUAUUUUUG